AUGUUUUAAUAAUACAAACUAAUUAGUUUUGCGUUAAUCAUUUAAUCUGUAUUUGCAGUUUAAAAGGAUACUUAAACUAUUUUGACAGAAUUUGAUGCUGAUAACUUUCGAAAUACUAUUCUCUCAACUGUUCGAAUGUAUUUACAAUUAAAAGAAAAUGCUGAAGAAAUCUUAGUAUUACUUAAUCAAGUCUUGGCUGGAUUGGUUGAUGAUUAAAUAAACAUGAUAAUAUUAUUAGAAUUGACAGAGCAGCAUGCACUCUUAUUAUUACAGAAUUAGAAAAUUCUAUUGCUUAUCAUACAGUUUAAAUAACAGCCAAUGCAUAAAUGAGAGAAGAUAAUGAAAAGGCAUUGGCUGAAACUGAAACUGAUGCCAGAUAAAUUAUAUAAUUAAUAAUUAUAUAAUAUAAUAAAAAGGAUGUUAAAUGUAAUGAUAGAACAUUUGCUUAAGAGGAUACCAAAAAAAAUAAGGCACAUAAAUUUUGGGUUAGAAAGAAUGGUGAAAAUGACGAUGCUAUUGUAGUUGUUGAUGAAACUACUAAUUAAUUAGUUUAAUAUCUUUCUAUGGAUGCAACAUUUGCUGAACUUAAACAAAAAUUUGAAGCUUUAUAAAUGAGAUUAAUUGAAAAUGAAAGUCAUGGUGCUCUAAUUUAACCUAUUGUUACUGCCUAAACUGGAUUAGCCACAAAGGUUGAUCAAAAAGCAAUCUUAAGAAUUCUUUAAUUACUUUCAUAACUUAGAUAACAAUUAAUAGGAGCUGGGUCUAAUUUUGAAGUAAUGGUAUGUCAUAAAUUUAGGAUACUGAAAUUAGAUAAGGUUAAAGAUGGGUUGAAUUUUCUACUUAUUUGACUUAUGAACUAAAUAUAUUAGUUGAUAGAAAGAAUCAAUUAGAAUAAGCAAUUCAAACAUUCAAGGCUAAUAUUGAUAUUGCCUCAUUUCUAUGA
This is a messenger RNA of Paramecium pentaurelia, 943 nucleotides long. NCBI's taxonomy places the organism in Eukaryota, Ciliophora, Oligohymenophorea, Peniculida, Parameciidae. The record is from the annotation of a GenBank genome assembly.